This is a messenger RNA of Scheffersomyces stipitis CBS 6054, 2989 nucleotides long. It is a transcript of the gene SWI6, whose product is annotated as transcriptional regulator. The transcript has a single exon. Gene Ontology annotation, cellular component: MBF transcription complex; SBF transcription complex. NCBI's taxonomy places the organism in Eukaryota, Fungi, Ascomycota, Pichiomycetes, Serinales, Debaryomycetaceae. The coding region runs from base 672 to 2807 and encodes 711 amino acids. Gene Ontology annotation, molecular function: DNA binding; transcription coactivator activity; protein binding. The record is from RefSeq and is a predicted model, not a curated record.
GUGUCUAGAGCAGCAAUUCAAAGGACGAAACACGUCACGACUUUCGGCUUAUUAGACUAGGAUAUUCAACAGAGACAAGGUUUGAUUUUCGUACAAAACAGUACAGAAUUCACAGAGUUAUUAUCCCAUCAACUAAACGUACCACAAUUUAUUCGACAAUAAGACACAACUCUACGAGAAAAGUCUGGACUUUGAAUUUUGAAGGGAGAAGAAGUAUUUCAGUUUGAAGAACUCAAAGAGAAAUAGUCCCAGUCCAUUUUGAAUCUACCAGACCUCGUUACAUUCGUUUGUCAUAGUUGAACAAUUGAAGUUCGACAUAGCCAUAAAUUCAAGGUUUUUCACGGCAAAGUGAGAAAGCAAUUGAAGCAACAGCAAAUUCCAAACUACGAUCAAAAGAUAUAAGGUAUUGAUAGAAUCGUGUUAUUUAUAGUGACAUCAUUAAAUUUAUUGUUGAAGCUAUUACUGUUGUUAUUCUAGACUAUUAACUAUAGCUUUACACGUCUAUAUUAGAUUAUCAAGAGUCGCAUUACGAUUCAUAUUUGAUAGUUCAUUUCACCGUAUUCCAUAUCGUUACAACCUUAAUUCGAUCUUUGCAUUCAAUCAGUUGAUUCAACUACUUAUCAUUGACAUUAUUGACAUUGGUUUGUCAUAUUAAUCUUUCAUAGUUCACCAUGGAGUCACCCUUACACAUUGGAGACUUGACCACCAACCUGAUUCUGCACCGUCUCAACGAUACACAUCUCACGACAUCAUGUUCGUCGUCGGUUUCUCUGGCUAUCUACUCGGGCCAGAAGGUAAUUCAACUUACAUUGAAUUUCCAGGUAGGCACCGGCAAGCUAGACAAUACUGUAGUGAUCUUACGUAGAGUACAAGACUCGUACGUCAACGUGACACAGCUCUUUGGUAUUUUGUUGAAGUUAGGUCAUUUCAACGAAACGCAAUUGAACAACUUCUUCAACAACGAGAUCGUAACCAACAUCCAGUUGCAAGGAGCUGGCACUAAAAACAACCACUUCUUGGACUUGAGAAAGCAUGAGAACACUCAAUUGCGGGGCUUAUGGAUUUCGUACGAUAGAGCCGUAGCACUUGCACUCCAGUUCGAUAUCUACGAGUUCACUAAAGGGUUAUUUCUUGUAGACGUCCAUGACUUUGACAAGCUUCCAAAGACCAAUAAACGUUUCUACGAAGGCGACGAUGACGAAGACGGCAGCUUGGCUGGAUCUCCUACGAAGAAACAAAAAGUUCUGAAGGAAGAGUCCGAAACUAGAAAAAACGAGAAAGAUAUCGGCACUGCCAAUGUGUUGGUGGAUGAACUCUCUGCCAAAAACGUAAAUUACCCUUUGACUCUACCACCUGUCGCAAGUACUGAAAACGAGCUUGCCAACGAAUUGAAGGUGAAGCUUGGUGAAGUAUUCAAACGCGACGACGAGUUUAAAGGUGAACUAGGCAUAAAUGAACUCAGAACAUUGUUUCAGCCCAUAUUGACUAAGUACGAGCCCAAUGUUGUUGUAGAUAUCCCUUUGGACCAGAAGGGUCAGACAGCUCUCCAUUUUGCAUCGACUCUCGCUUCAGUCAACUUGGUGUCUGGGUUUAUUGAAUUGGGAUUGAAUAACCCUGUUCGAGGCAACAACGCUGGUGAAUCUCCACUCAUCUCUGCUAUUCAGGUAACGAAUGCAAUGGAGAAGGGCAUUUUCCAAAGUCUCUUGACCAACUGGUUGUAUCCCGAUAUCUGGCUCUUGGACAACAAGAGAUGGUCAUUUAUGCACCAUUUGACAUCUGACUCGGCCAAGAAGAUCGACAGCAGCAAGUUCUACUGUACCAAGAUCUUAGAGUAUAUCGUUGCAGAAAGUAGUCGUCUUAAGGAUUUCCAGGAAAAACUCUUGAACUCGCAGGACGAAGAAGGCAACACCAGUUUGCACUUCGCAGCCGAGAAAGAGUCGUCGUGGUUCGUCAAGAUCUUGUUGAAACUCAAUGCUGAUGUAAACAUAUCCAAUAAGCGAGGUGUCAAGCCUAUCGACUUUGAUCUUGUCAAGGACAUGUUGAAGCCCGAAUCUGACGAACAAUUCGAUGAGUACAUCUUUGAGUUGAUCCACACUGGUCUUGAAUUUUUGGAUAAGAGGCUCCAGAUCAAUGACGAGAUUCCUGAAAUUGAAGCUCCUAAAGUGCUAGCUGCUCCUGUAGCUGUUUCUGGUGAUGAUUCCACGGCCAACACUUCCAACCGUAUCUUCCAAAGUAUUCAACACUUAUUAGCAAAUACCAAUGUUGAAUACGAAGCUAUAUUGAACGCUAAGCGCGAACAGAUCAGCAAUUUGAACAAGAGUCUCCAUGAUGCCACAAUUGUCACAGCCAACAAUCGCUUCUUAACAAGAAAAGUCACAGAGAAAUUAAUUGAGUUGGACAAUUUGAAGCUCCAGUCAGCAAAUAUAACCGACAGACUUCAAUUGACCAAACAGGAAUUUCCUGAGGAUCAGGAAGAAGACGGGGAAGUAGAAAAGCAAUUCGAUGCAGACGAGCCUUUUGCAAUUAAACCUUUGUACGAGAAAUUGGUCAAGGAUGAGUCGAUAGAAGACUUGCGAGAAAACGAAGAGGUGUUGAAGCAAUUGCAGCCGGUUCCAAUUCUAAAGGCCAGAAUCAACGCCUAUAAGCAGAUAAAUGCACAGAUCGAGAAGGAGUUGAAUACCUUGCUAGACUACAGUGAGUUGGCAUCAAAGUUCAAGAAGGUGGUAAGUAUAUGUACUGGUGUAGACAUCAACGAAGUCGACGAGUUGUUGGACGGCUUGUUGGAGGCUGUAGAAGGGCAACAGUAGGAUAUUGUUGUUGGUGUUGGUGUUGUUGCGUAGUUGGUGAUGGUGCUUCAUUUCUUACUUGUUUUUGACUACUUAUCUACCUUUUCUUCUUCCCUAUGUAUAACUUACUCCACAUUUCAUUGAAUAUCGUGACGUGUACUGACAAGAUGUCUAGACUAAUAUACAGCUAUAUGCAAUUGGUU